GAGUGAGGCGUCGUCCGUACUGGAGGCUAGCUCUUGUCGCGGCCGCGGCGAGUUAACAUCGUUUUUCCAAUCUGUCCGCGGCUGCCGCCACCCAAGACAGAGCCAGAAUGUUCAGGAUGCUGAACAGCAGUUUUGAGGAUGACCCCUUCUUCUCGUGAGUUACGGGAGCCAGGAGUCCGGGGUCGCGCGGGAAUUAAGAGACCAUGCAAGCAAGAAGAGAAUGGCAUGAAAUAUAUAAAGUGUUGAGAGGAAAAAAACCCACUGACCUAGAAUUCUGUAUCCUGCAAAAUUAUCCUUUAAAAGUCAAGAAGAAAUAGACUGUCUCAGACAAACAAAAAUUUGGUGAAUUUGUUGACAGUAGACCUGCCUUGCAAGAAAUGUUAAAAGAAGUUCUUCAGAGAGAAGGAAAAUCAUACAAGUCAGAAACUCUGAUGUACAUUAAAAAAGCAAGAGCAUCAGAGAAUAAGUUAAGACAUACAGGUGGUCUUACUCUGCAGCAGCUGAAACUGAAGCACAAGAAGCCCUUGGAACUAUCAUCAGGACAUUGAGUCCAUUCUUGCACACCGAGAAAAUAUGCGACAGAUGAUAAGAAGUUUUUCUGAACCCUUUGGAAGAGACUUGCUCAGUAUCUCUGAUGGUAGAGGGAGAGCUCAUAAUCGUAGAGGACAUAAUGAUGGUGAAGAUUCUUUGACUCAUACAGAUGUCAGCUCUUUCCAGACAAUGGACCAAAUGGUGUCAAAUAUGAGAAACUAUAUGCAGAAAUUAGAAAGAAACUUCGGUCAACUUUCAGUGGAUCCAAAUGGACAUUCAUUUUGUUCUUCCUCAGUUAUGACUUAUUCCAAAAUAGGAGAUGAACCGCCAAAGGUUUUUCAGGCCUCAACUCAAACUCGUCGAGCUCCAGGAGGAAUAAAGGAAACCAGGAAAGCAAUGAGAGAUUCUGACAGUGGACUAGAAAAAAUGGCUAUUGGUCAUCAUAUCCAUGACCGAGCUCAUGUCAUUAAAAAGUCAAAGAACAAGAAGACUGGAGAUGAAGAGGUCAACCAGGAGUUCAUCAAUAUGAAUGAAAGUGAUGCUCAUGCUUUUGAUGAGGAGUGGCAAAGUGAGGUUUUGAAGUACAAACCAGGACGACACAAUCUAGGAAACACUAGAAUGAGAAGUGUUGGCCAUGAGAAUCCUGGCUCCCGAGAACUUAAAAGAAGGGAGAAACCUCAACAAAGUCCAGCCAUUGAACAUGGAAGGAGAUCAAAUGUUUUGGGGGACAAACUCCACAUCAAAGGCUCAUCUGUGAAAAGCAACAAAAAAUAAAUAGCCAUGCAUUUGAUUUGUUUAGUUUUGAUUGUUUUAACAGUUAGUAAUGGUGCUGGGUAAUAAGCAUAAGACCAAUCUCUUGCUGUUAAAUCAGUUCUGUCCUUGGCAACUUUCUUCUGAUAUCUGAAUGUUCAUGAAGGUCCUAGCUUUAUAUUGUCCCUCUUUUAGGAAUAAAAUUUUGAUUUUCAACAAUGUGAGUAAAUUGAGUCUAUUUAAUGUAAAACUCUUUAAAACAUACUAAUUUUUUAAAGCUUAUAUGCUUAUUUCGCUUCCCCAGUUGUUUUUGUGUUGGCUAAAUAUUCUUUUAUAUUUAUCAAGAUUGAUUGCAGAGCAGUUCUAUCACUUAUAAUUAGUUAUAAGAAAUUAUAAUGUUAAAAAAGUCUCAGUUUUUACUAACACUGUACUAGGGUGAUAUUAAUAAAGGUUUAAAUAAUUUAUCUCUAAUUUUAUAAUGUGUUGUAAAGCCAACUAGCUUAAAACUUUAAAAAUAAUAAAGCAAAACUACACUAGUACUCUUUUAUGAGAAAAUAGUUACUAUUUUGAUAAAGGGCAAGGAUAAUCAAAUAGUUCAUUUUCAGAGAAAAAUAUUUUAAAUUGCUAAUGUACAUGAUUGUUUUGGUUAUAAUUUAUUUAUAGAAUGUAUCUUUUCUAUAUUACAUUCUUAAUAUUCACCAGAUAUUAUAUUGACCAUUCUCUUUAACUUCUUAAUGUGGCAUAUUUCUACUCUCCUUUCCCACAAACAGCUUCAUCUGUCUCCAAGGUUAACAUUCUGAAGCUGGAGAGUCCUUGGAGAAACUCUGCUCAGCUUUUUUGUGACAUUUAGAAAAAUGCAUUUGGUAUUCUCCAAACCAGAAUGAUACAUUGUCUCAAAAUCUGUUAGACAGCUGAUGGGUGUUUUUGAGCAACGUCUUAAUAAUUCAGUUGUUUCUGUUUUAAUUAUACCAUUAAAAAUCAGCUUUAGCUUUUUAAUUCUAGAAUUUAAGCAUCAGUCUGUUCUUAUAAAAGUUAGGUUUGAAGUUUAUAAGAAUAUAAAAUCUUAACUCACAUUUGUUGUUUAAUAUUUCUGUCAAGGAAAAAAGCCCCCAAAAAUUGCUAUCACUCUAUAAUCCUAAGUAUUUUUCUUUUCAAUUUUGUAAGUAAAAUUAUAUGACUAUGUUCAUACUUCUCUAAUUUUUUAUAUAAUAUUUUUGUUAAUUUUACUAGUUUGUGUUUUAUGCCUUUAGUCAUUAAAAUAAAAUGCAAAUGUGUUAA
Molecule: messenger RNA, 2559 nt
Organism: Homo sapiens (human)
Lineage: Eukaryota; Metazoa; Chordata; Mammalia; Primates; Hominidae
Gene: MLF1
Product: myeloid leukemia factor 1
Exons: 9
Coding region: 574-1305 (243 amino acids)
Cellular component (GO): cilium; nucleus; cytoplasm
Source: RefSeq, marked reviewed